AGAUUAAUGUCUCAAUAAUAGGGUGGAGUUGUACUUUUCAGAUGAAAGAUUUUGGAGUUAGCCUUGAGUGUGAGACAGUAGAAACAGAUCUAUCCGUAACAUCAAACGAGCUUGCAAUUAAAAGUAGUGAUCCUAGUGCUUAUCUAUCUGGACACUGUGUCAUGGAAAGUUAUAUGCCUGUGUAUCAGCUAGCAUGGAAUCAUUACUGCUUUUCUCACCCAGACUACUUUUUGUUUAAUGGCCACCAAAGGAAACAAGCAGCAAUGAGGUUGAUUUUGUACCAAAAGUUAUUCGAAGAUUUUGUGCAGAGUUCUAUAGAUGCUGGAACAGAAGAUGAUAGUGACAUUGAUAUCUAUCAUGAGAAAUAUGCUGAGGAGGCUGCCUUGGCAGAACUAGAAGACGACAUGGAAUGGCCUUGGUAAAGGGCGAGGACUGGAGCAACGAGGGUGCAGCAAUCUUAAAUAUUGGUUUAGUUGGCUAU
Messenger RNA from Solanum verrucosum, 481 nucleotides. RefSeq lists its product as uncharacterized. The coding region runs from base 42 to 422 and encodes 126 amino acids. Lineage: Eukaryota; Viridiplantae; Streptophyta; Magnoliopsida; Solanales; Solanaceae. The record is from RefSeq and is a predicted model, not a curated record. The transcript is spliced from 2 exons.